Molecule: messenger RNA, 264 nt
Organism: Scutellospora calospora
Lineage: Eukaryota; Fungi; Glomeromycota; Glomeromycetes; Diversisporales; Gigasporaceae
Source: the annotation of a GenBank genome assembly
AUGUCAAAUACACCACCGGAACAAACUAACGCAUCUCAAGUACAAAAUUUGGCUACAGCAGUUGAAAUAGUUUUAAGUGAUAAAGAAAAAGAAAAGAAAAAAUGUUCUAAUGAUAACAAAGAAGAAAAAAAGAGAAAAUGUUCCAUGGAAGAAAUCGAAGAAGAGAUCCUUGACAAAAAAUUAGAUGAUGAAUACAUUGUAGCAAAAGAAAAAAAAAAGGAAAAACGAUUGAUAAGAGAAUUGAAGCAAUAUGGGAAUAAAUAA